Harmonia axyridis is the source of this 1917-nucleotide messenger RNA. RefSeq lists its product as uncharacterized. Gene Ontology annotation, biological process: DNA integration. Lineage: Eukaryota; Metazoa; Arthropoda; Insecta; Coleoptera; Coccinellidae. The record is from RefSeq and is a predicted model, not a curated record. The coding region runs from base 1 to 1917 and encodes 638 amino acids. The transcript has a single exon. Gene Ontology annotation, molecular function: nucleic acid binding.
AUGUCCCUGCCUCGUCUAGAACUCUGCGGUGCUCAUCUUCUCGCAAAACUCAUGCAUCAUUUGUCUACCCGCGUUUUACAGAAUCUCAGUGCUGACUAUAUUGCCUUUUGCGAUUCUUCUGUUGCCUUGUCGUGGAUCCGCGGUGAGAGUCACAGGUGGAAGACAUUUGUUGGCAAUCGAGUCGCUGAGAUACAGGAUUUGAUUCCUUCUAAUUGCUGGAGGCAUGUGAUAUCUGAAGACAAUCCAGCUGAUUGCGCCUCUCGAGGAUUGAUGCCCUCAGAUAUUCAUCACCACCCAUUGUGGUGGCGCGGUCCUCAUUGGUUGUCUCUCGACCCAUCCUCGUGGCCUCUUUCUUCUGUCGAUUCAUCUCAAACUGAACAGGUGGACGACGAAGCAAAGCCGAUCUCCUCCUUAAUGUUAGCGGCCAUCUCCAAUGAACCCACCUUCAUAGAACGUUUCUCUUCGUAUCUUCGUCUCAACCGCGUAACUGCCUUUUGUCGACGUUUCAUGGUAAAUGCUCGUCGUCCAUCUUUCCCUCGGUCAGGUUUCCUCUCCUCCAUUGAGCUUCAAGAAGCAGAAAUUUGUUUGAUACGUCUAGUUCAGUCUCUGCAUUUCGCUGAGGAGCUAGCUGAACUUAAAAAACCUUCUUCUCGUCAUCGGCUUGUCAUGAAACUCCAUCUCUUUCGCGACAAUCAUGAACUUAUACGUGUCGGUGGUCGCCCUUCAGCCUCCUUACUACCUUAUAAACACAAACAUCCUGUUCUCCUACCCAAAAAUCAUCAUCUCACGCAUCUGAUCAUUGAUGAUGCCCAUUAUCGUCUACUUCACGUCGGUGCUUUAGCUACGCAUUCGUUCAUUCGUCGACGGUUCUGGAUCUUGGAUGGCCGCAACGUAGUUCGUAACCGUCUACGAAAAUGUAACCGAUGCUUCUCCUGUAAACCUCGUCCUCUCAUUCAGCCAAUGGGCAAUCUUCCGCCUGAGCGGUUAUCUUCUGCUAUGGCUUUUCUUACCACUGGCGUUGACUAUGCCGGUCCAUUUUAUGUGACGAGUGCGCGACUGCGCGGAGCCGUCAGCACCAAAGCAUAUCUAGUCGUCUUCAUCUGUUUCACUACUAAAGCGGUUCACCUAGAGUUAGCGUCUGAGCUAUCCACUUCAGCUUUCAUUGCUGCUUAUCGUCGCUUUGUUGCACGCCGAGGUCAUCCUUCUGUUAUCUUUUCGGAUAACGGGACCAACUUCGUGGGUGCGCAUAAUUACCUUCGUGACCUUGGCCGCUUAUUGGCAGCUCCACAACAUCAACAAAGUCUGUGUGAUGCCACCUCUUCCUCUGGCACUGACUGGCGAUUCAUACCUCCUUCCAGCCCUCACUUUGGCGGCCUUUGGGAGGCUGCUGUCAAAUCUGCUAAGCAUCAUCUCACUCGCGUUAUCGGCGAGCAAAAACUCACGUACGAGGAGUUUCUCACCGUCUGUACUCAGGUGGAGGCAAUUCUCAACUCUCGUCCUCUGUAUCUCCCUUCGUCUGAUCCUUCUGAUUUUGAAGCUCUCACACCAGGGCAUUUUUUGGUUUUUCGCUCCCUCACCGCUCCUCCUGAUAACGAUGUAAGUUCCGUAUCAGUAAACCUUCUGUCUCGCUGGCAACUAGUCCAACGAUUUCAGCAGGACUUCUGGAAGUGUUGGCGUACGGAGUACCUGCACACCUUGCAGCAACGUCACAAAUGGUUGCACCCAUCUACUUCUAUCCUUCCAGGUACCGUUGUCGUCAUUCGAGAUGACAAUCUUCCUCCUCUAAAGUGGUCUAUCGGUCGUAUAUCAUCUGUUUUUCCGGGAAGUGAUUCCACAACCCGCGUUGCUGAUGUUGCCACUGCGUCUGGGACAAUUCGGCGACCAGUCGUUAAAUUGUGUCCUCUUCCAACUCAGUAG